This is a messenger RNA of Paraglomus brasilianum, 852 nucleotides long. NCBI's taxonomy places the organism in Eukaryota, Fungi, Glomeromycota, Glomeromycetes, Paraglomerales, Paraglomeraceae. The record is from the annotation of a GenBank genome assembly.
AUGAGUAAUUUGAGGGCCACAGUGACGAGUAAAUCGUCAUCUUCGAACAUCAUACUCAACAAUGAAGACAAGUAUAACGAAGAAGAAUAUAAUGAACUCGAAGAAACAUGUGAAGUGGCAGAGGACAUGGACGUUGCGGAAGAUGCUGAUGAUGUCUGGGAUGACAGUGCUUUAAUAAAUGCUUGGGAUAAAGCGAUGUUAGAAUAUCAAACCCACCACAGUCUCAAAGCAAAGGCUAAACAGGAAGAAGUUAAUGGAUCAUCUGCCGCAUCCGCACGUUCAAAACAAAAGACAUCAACAAAAGAGAAGGCAAAGCAAGUGUAUAAGUCAUCUACUUCUGCAACAAAAAGGCCACAACAAUUUGACAAUGCGACAACCAGGGCAACUAAACAAAAAUUGGACAAUGGUAAAGAUAACAAAAAUACGAAAGAAUCAUCACAGCAGAAGACAUUCUAUCCAUAUUAUCCUUAUCCACCUUAUUACGGAGAACCAUUGGGAAAUAAUCCUUCUCCAUCAACGCAAUUUUAUCAGCCUCCUCCGCCUAUGGAGUCUCAAUACUCGCAUUAUGCAUGGCACUCGAGGCCAAUACCACCACCUCCACAAAUGCCACCAAUAUCUGGAUCUGGUAACAGUAGGGCCCACUCUUUCAUUGCACAAACAUCGACGAACGGCUUAUCAAAUUAUUCAUAUUUUGUAGACGACGAAGCAUUAUCGAAUCUGUUAAUGGCGUGGUAUUUCUCUGGAUAUUACACUGGAUUGGAAGAAGGCGUCACAGCUAAGUAUAUCAAGAUCGAUAGAAGUAAUGAUGAAGUGAAUUUAACACCGUUACUAGAAAAGAUCAUUUUGACCUAG